CAUCCAAAUACAACAAUCAUGAACAAUCAUACCCUAUCACCUUUUCGAACCAUCAUAAGGCAUAUCAACAGUCAAGCCCACAAUUUGCAACAUAUACACAAUCAUCAGCAUAAGCCAGGUCCAUAUCGAUUAGGGCAAGUCAAUAAUAUCAUAUAGCAGUCCAUGGUUCAUCAUAUAGCACAAAAGUCCAUACACCCCUAAUCAUGUCAUUCUAGUUCACCUAGGUCAAUUCUAAGCAUCAAUAUAAUUAUCGUGAUACGACAAACCCGGUAUGCCGUGCCAAUC
Molecule: messenger RNA, 285 nt
Organism: Linum tenue
Lineage: Eukaryota; Viridiplantae; Streptophyta; Magnoliopsida; Malpighiales; Linaceae
Source: the annotation of a GenBank genome assembly